This is a messenger RNA of Drosophila innubila, 1415 nucleotides long. RefSeq names its product ER membrane protein complex subunit 2 (gene EMC2A). Gene Ontology annotation, cellular component: EMC complex. NCBI's taxonomy places the organism in Eukaryota, Metazoa, Arthropoda, Insecta, Diptera, Drosophilidae. The transcript is spliced from 4 exons. Gene Ontology annotation, biological process: protein folding in endoplasmic reticulum. Gene Ontology annotation, molecular function: protein binding. The record is from RefSeq and is a predicted model, not a curated record. The coding region runs from base 103 to 984 and encodes 293 amino acids.
GUUAUAAUGCAAGGAAAACUAUUGACGCCUAUCGAUAUACUUGUCAACUCGCCUAAUUCUUCACAAACUGCUUAUAAAUAAAUUGAAAUAGUUUUAAUUAAAAUGUCGUUGAACUAUGAGGAAAUGAGUUGGUCAGAUGUGCGGGACCAAUUCAGGAAGUGGCGCGAGGAGUCUGGACGACACAGUGAGGAGGUAGUUCAACUGUGGGUGGCGGUGCUCGAGGACAAAGUGCAAAAAACCGGCAACGAACGGCAUUUGAUACUCGAGCAGGUAAUUGUUGCUGCUUUGGAUACCGCACGCUUCGAUAUUGCUACAAAGUGCACAAAGCAACUGGGCGAAGAGUUUCCCGGCAGUUUGCGUGUGAUGAAGUUCAAGGCGAUGCGAUUGGAAGCACUCGAGCAAUAUGAUGCAGCCAUCGAAGUGCUGGAUGCCAUUAUUGAGAAGGACGAGACGAAUGCAGCACCAAGAAAAAGGAAAAUUGCCAUAAUGAAAGCUCGGGGCAUGCGCUUGGAUGCCAUUAAGGAGCUGAAUGCCUAUCUGAAAAAAUUCAUGUCAGACCAGGAAGCAUGGCAGGAACUAUGUAAUUUGUACAUGAGCGAGGGUGAAUAUGGCAAGGCAGCAUUCUGCAUGGAGGAGGUUCUACUGCACAAUCCUCACAGUCAUCUAAUACAUCAGCGACUCGCCGACAUUCGUUACACUAUGGGUGGCGUCGAAAACAUUGAAAUAGCUCGCACUUACUACUCGCAGACAAUCAAGCUGAACCCGCACAACUUGCGUGCACUUUACGGACUAUUUUUAUGCUGCAGCUUUUUGGCCAACUCCAAGGCCGUGAGUUCAAAGCGCAAGGAGUCUCAGAAGUUGGCGCAGUGGGCACUGGAACAGGCAUCAGGCCAUACUGCAAGCCAUUCAUCGAUCAAAAACAAUGAGAAGUGGAUUGCUUCAUUGGAGUCAGCCUUCGGCGCUUUGGAAAUCAAAUCUAAUUGACCCGUAUCUGCCGUCGACAAUGUUAGCUAAGGUGCAAUACCCGACAAAACGUAAACAAUUCCAAAUAUGCUUAAGCAUUUGAUUAUACUUUCUGGUUUCUUUUUUAAGCGCAAGUCUAACAUCCACACAUAUAUAAUAAUGCAUAGUCCUGUGUAUCAGUUUAACAAAUGUAUAUCAAGCUGAAUCAAAUUGCUCUAAUCAGCCGAUAUCGCGUAUUAUUUUUAAUUUAUAGUUUUGUUAUGGUAUUUGUCCUAAGAUCAACCCCAAUAGGCGAGAAAUUAAUUAAUCAAACUAGGAAAAAUCACAAAUAUAAAACUUUAACUGUACUCUGUCUUAUGAAUGAUGUAUCAAUAAUUGGCCAGUAUGUAUACAUAGCAUUAAUAAAGUGCUGAAUACAGCGUAUCGAUAAAUUCCUUUGCUGACUUUUUACA